CAAAUAAUAUCUACUCAUCAGGUCAGUGCUAGAGAUUAGAGAACCUCAUCGCGCUACCUAGCUAUCCAAUCCCCUACUAGCAUUAGCAGAUCGAGUUGCCAACAAGCAUGGCAACCAUAUCUGGGAUCAGCAGCAGCAACAUCACAAGCCGCAGAGUGUUGGGCAAGGCAUCAGACUCGCAAAACGGGCAAGCUCCAUGCCGCCUAAACAACCCCCUUUGGCUUUGGAAGAGGCCCAAACAAUUCCGCCCAGUGGCUGCCGCACCUGAUAAACUCUCAGAUAAAGUAGCGGAGAGCGUGAAAAAUGCAGAGCAAACAUGCGCGGAGGACCCAGCUAGCGGAGAGUGCGUGGCAGCUUGGGAUGAGGUGGAGGAGCUCAGCGCUGCUGCAAGCCACGCCAGGGACAGGCAAAAGGCUAACUCAGAUCCUUUGGAGAAUUACUGCAAGGAUAACCCCGAGACCGACGAGUGCCGCACCUAUGAUAAUUAAUUAAAUUAGAUCCCCCCUUCCCUAUUGCUUGCUUUCCACUUUUAUCUGUUGCGUUGCGUUGCGUUGCUGGAAUGCUGGCUGGAUAGAUAUACCCUUCCUUAUUAUGAACUACUACUACUACUUGAUCUAUCCUUGAAUAAUUGUUACUCCAUAUCGUAUGAUUUCUCAUGGGUGUGAUUUCAGUUGUUCUUCCA
Messenger RNA from Ipomoea triloba (trilobed morning glory), 682 nucleotides. Its product is annotated as calvin cycle protein CP12-1, chloroplastic-like. The coding region runs from base 108 to 488 and encodes 126 amino acids. Lineage: Eukaryota; Viridiplantae; Streptophyta; Magnoliopsida; Solanales; Convolvulaceae. The record is from RefSeq and is a predicted model, not a curated record. Gene Ontology annotation, biological process: negative regulation of reductive pentose-phosphate cycle. The transcript has a single exon. Gene Ontology annotation, cellular component: chloroplast.